AUGGAUGCUUCUACUCCUAAAAACCACCCCUUUACCAAUCUGUUGCUGGGGAAGAGAAUGGAGUACGAUCUGGAGAACACACUCACGGGCUGCAAUGACGAGCAGCAGCACUCCGGCUCCUUUGCAGCGCUCUUCGCCGCGGAAUCCGACCACAUGAUCACCUCCGUCGGCACUAUCGACAUUGCUGCCCGGAGGGAUGCCGUCGCUCUGGUCCUGCAGGCACAGUUCGACUGCAAUCUCGACCCUUCUGUCGCUUACCUUGCGAUCAACUACAUCGAUCGGUUCCUUUGCAAGCGCGAAAUCUCGCAGGAGAAGCCAUGGAUCGUCCGUCUAUUCUCCAUCUCGUGUCUCUCCCUCGCCUCGAAGAUGAAGAAGAGCAGAUUGAUGCUCGCGGAUAUCCAAGGGGUGAAAGGCAUCAUCUUCGAUGGCCAAACAGUUCGGCGAAUGGAGCUGCUAGUACUCGGGACCUUGGAUUGGAGAAUGCGACCGAUCACUCCGUUCUCCUUCCUUCGAUUCUUUGUUUCCUUCUUCACGCCUACUCAAGAACCUUUGAUUCGAGCCCUCAAAUCCCACGCGACGCAGAUCAUCCUCAAAACCCAAAGCGAGAUGAAGAUGCUAACGUUCAAACCUUCGGUGGUGGCGGCCGCGGCCCUCCUCUCCGCGGCCUACGAGAUCUUCCCCGUCCAGUUCCCCGCUUUCCGCGCCGCCAUCUUCUCCUGCGAAUUUGUAAAUAAAGAGAAGCUGUGGGAAUGCAGCAAUACAAUGGGCAACCUCGCGGCGGACGUCUGCGACUCCCCGACCUCGAACACCCCGGUGACCGUCUUCGCCCGGCACUGCUCCAGCACCGAAAGCGAGCCCGUCGUUGGAUCCUCCUCCUCUGCCAUCGACCGCGAGGUGAAAAAGCGUCGGGUCUCCUCCGGCCACGCUCCGCCUGCGACCCCGGCAACAAACAACGACCAAGAUUCGAUAUUUUGAGGACUCCUCUUUUGUGAAGAAGAAAUGGUGGUUAACUUAAUGUGGUUUAUCUAAAAUCUAAAUUAAAAUAUAUUAUUAGAAACAUAGCAGACAAACAAUAAAUGCCUUUUAUUAAAUAUUUACAAGGGCUGGUAAAGUGUUGGGUCAACAAGGCGGAGAGUGGCAGAGCGGAGCAGUUGAGAAGUUACGAGGCGUGGCGAACCGGCUUUCCGUCCGGACAGACCGGUGCGGUGCGGUGCGUUGGCAGACGCGUGAUAUGUGUGUAUUUUCAUGGAUACGGAGUGAACCCGUCGAUGGAUAAGAGUGGCUGAAUGAGAAGAGUCGACGUGGCGACGGAGGUGUAAGCGAGUACACUGGAGUUUGUCUGUCAGUUCCUUUUUAUUUUUAAGGUGAAAUUAAAAAGAUGAUUUUUAA
Messenger RNA from Zingiber officinale, 1389 nucleotides. Its product is annotated as putative cyclin-D6-1. Bases 1 to 975 code for a protein of 324 amino acids. Gene Ontology annotation, cellular component: cytoplasm; cyclin-dependent protein kinase holoenzyme complex; nucleus. The record is from RefSeq and is a predicted model, not a curated record. Gene Ontology annotation, molecular function: cyclin-dependent protein serine/threonine kinase regulator activity. Lineage: Eukaryota; Viridiplantae; Streptophyta; Magnoliopsida; Zingiberales; Zingiberaceae. The transcript has 6 exons. Gene Ontology annotation, biological process: regulation of cyclin-dependent protein serine/threonine kinase activity; mitotic cell cycle phase transition.